CUAAGAUGUAUCAAAUUAAGAUGUUAAAAACUCCCAAUUAACUUGAGCACUUAAAAGGCAAUUUAUAUAUACGCUUUCACUAUGACAUUUGCAGAAGACGUUAGAAACGCUCAUACGAGGACGCUCGAGCUUGAGCAGUUUUCGCAGAACUUUUGUCAGGUAUUCUGUCCAACAGUAGCGCUUCAGUCAGGGCACUUCUUGCAAGCAUCACAGGGUUCACAGGUGUCUGUGGUAUGUUGACCCACAGUCAAUCAACCUUAGAGUGAGGGUCACUGACCUGGCUAGUAGUUGUCGCAAGAGCAGGC
Messenger RNA from Fusarium oxysporum Fo47, 305 nucleotides. RefSeq lists its product as uncharacterized. The transcript has a single exon. The record is from RefSeq and is a predicted model, not a curated record. The coding region runs from base 82 to 240 and encodes 52 amino acids. Lineage: Eukaryota; Fungi; Ascomycota; Sordariomycetes; Hypocreales; Nectriaceae.